Molecule: messenger RNA, 809 nt
Organism: Planococcus citri (citrus mealybug)
Lineage: Eukaryota; Metazoa; Arthropoda; Insecta; Hemiptera; Pseudococcidae
Product: small ribosomal subunit protein uS4-like
Exons: 5
Coding region: 167-754 (195 amino acids)
Biological process (GO): ribosomal small subunit biogenesis; translation
Cellular component (GO): cytosolic small ribosomal subunit
Molecular function (GO): structural constituent of ribosome; rRNA binding
Source: RefSeq, a predicted model, not a curated record
AUCAGUACGGCGUUACGUCCUAGGAUGUUACGUUUUCGGUUUUCAAUUUUCUUUCUUGUCGUACUUCUGUCUUGGCGUUCUUGUGGCGUUUUUUUCCUCAAAAUGAGAAAGAAAUUUUGAACUUAUUUGUUAUUUUUGGAUUCUUCAUAAUUAUUAAUUGUUGAAAAUGGUGAACGCCCGAGUACCGACUGUCUGUCGGAAAACCUAUGUUACUCCCAGAAGACCAUAUGAAAAAGCUAGAUUAGAUCAAGAAUUGAAAAUUAUCGGAGAAUAUGGUUUACGUAACAAGCGCGAAGUAUGGAGAGUAAAGUAUACAUUGGCUAAAAUCCGUAAAGCUGCUCGAGAAUUACUAACCCUUGAUGAAAAAGAACCCAAAAGAUUAUUCGAAGGCAACGCUCUUUUGAGAAGACUAGUUCGGAUUGGUGUAUUAGACGAAAACCGAAUGAAAUUGGAUUUUGUAUUGGGUUUAAAAAUUGAAGAUUUCUUGGAACGUCGUUUAGAAACACAAGUAUUCAAAUUGGGAUUAGCUAAAAGUAUUCAUCAUGCUCGUGUAUUAAUUCGACAAAGGCACAUAAGAGUUCAUAAACAAGUUGUAAAUGUUCCGAGCUUCAUUGUGCGUUUAGACUCUCAAAAGCAUAUUGAUUUCUCAUUGAAAUCACCGUUCGGAAGUGGACGACCGGGUCGUGUAAAGAGGAAAAAUCUUAGAAAAGCCAAGGGCAAAAAUGAAGAAGUCGCUGAGGAAGAUGAAGAUUGAUUUAAAAAUCUUUUUUGUAUAUUUUGUUUUAGGAAUAAACUUUUUUGAAAUUUUA